This is a messenger RNA of Pogoniulus pusillus (Red-fronted tinkerbird), 3975 nucleotides long. RefSeq names its product ADP-ribosyl cyclase/cyclic ADP-ribose hydrolase 2-like. Gene Ontology annotation, cellular component: plasma membrane. The transcript has 9 exons. The record is from RefSeq and is a predicted model, not a curated record. The coding region runs from base 38 to 985 and encodes 315 amino acids. NCBI's taxonomy places the organism in Eukaryota, Metazoa, Chordata, Aves, Piciformes, Lybiidae. Gene Ontology annotation, molecular function: NAD+ nucleosidase activity; phosphorus-oxygen lyase activity. Gene Ontology annotation, biological process: positive regulation of B cell proliferation.
UUUUUUUUUUAAGAAAGUGGGUUGUCAAGAAUUCACGAUGAAGAGCCUUUUUUUUUCUCUCUUACUUCUCUCUGUUCUGUUUAUGAGCAGCUUCUCAGAAGUGCAGGAAAAGAAAUGGAAAGGUGAAGGUACAACACUAAAUCUGGAAAGCAUUGUCAUUGGAAGAUGCUAUGACUACAUUAGAAUUGUGAAUCCUGCCGUUGGGGAGAAGAAUUGUUCAGAGAUAUGGGAAGCAUUUAAAAAUGCAUUUAUUGACAAGGAUCCUUGCAGUGUUCUACCUAAGGACUAUGAAUUAUUUAUCAAUCUGUCAUUCCACACAAUUCCACCUAACAAGUCACUCUUCUGGGAAAAUAAUCACCUGCUAGUCAAUAGAUUUGCUGAUGGAGGCCGUCGCUACAUGUCUCUGGCUGACACUCUGUUUGGCUACGUGGCAGAUUUUCUGUACUGGUGUGGGCAGGCAGAUGGCACUGGACUGGACUAUGAAUCCUGCCCUACUACAGAGGAAUGUGAAAACAACCCAGUGGAGUCUUUCUGGAGGAUGGCCUCAGUCACUUAUGCACAGCACAGUUCUGGAGUGAUACAUGUCUUGUUGAAUGGUUCUGCUACUGGAGGAGCUUAUCCAGUCCCAGGUUUUUUUGCAGAUUAUGAAAUACCUAAUCUCCAGAAAGACAAAGUCUCAGAAAUUGUCAUCUGGGUUGUGGAUGAUAUUGAAGGACCAGAUAUAGAUUCCUGUGGAACUCAUACAGUAGCGAUACUACAAAACAGGCUGAAAAAUCUUGGGUUUGACAUCACCUGUACUGACAAUUUUGAGACUGUAAUGUUUUUACUCUGCCUGGAUCAUCCUGAUGAUUCUAAGUGUACUCUUUCAUCAUCUGCACCAGCAGCACAAAGAGGACCUAUCUCUUCAGACAGAGGAGGCAGCUGGAACAGUCUCAUGUUUGUUUCUUUUGCAGGCUUUUUGUUCAGAUUUGCUUUAGUGUACUAAGUUAAUCAACUGAAUCCAUUGCCUUUGCAUUAACUUGCUGUAAAUUUGGCUUCAAUUAAUUUAUAAGCUCAACUUCACCCUACUUCUGGGACUGGCAAACUUACAUAUUAACACUCUUCAUACUUCUAUCUAGAUACUAACUACUUUUAGUAUAAAAAAUGAUGCUACUGCUGCAAGGAAACCUCAUCCUUCAUUUCCUUUUCUUGAAUAGUCCAUUGCUAUUUCCUCUCAUCCUUCUUAUCCAGAGUUACACUGGGAAUAAUACUUCCUGUUCACAUAUUUCAGAAAGAAAUGUGAAAAUCUCCAUCAUACAUUUCCCACACAGCUUACCUGUUCCUAAAAACAGUCCUAGCAUUUGGCCUUGGAAACUGACUAUCACAUUUUGGGAAGGGGGGAAUACUAAUUUAGAUGAUAGAGAGCUUAGAUUGCUCACUUGGUGCAGGGUACAAUAGAUGAGACAGUGGAAAAAAUAAAUUAAUUUUCAUAAGUGCUCCAGUACUUGGGCUGAACUUAUCUGAAACUACCAUACAGAAAGAUUCUGGCUUGCAUACCUGCAUACCACAUUUAACCACAUAACAUCAACUGCUUCUAUCAGCCUCACAGCGGCUCCAGUUUCCUGGCCACUGGGUAGUCAAUAGUCAGGAAUACCAGGGUCUAGAAGGCUUUACAGGUUUUCCACCAUGAUGUGAUGUGUAAUCACUAUAGUGUGAUGUAUGGCAUAUCAAAUUCAGGUUAGAACCUGCCAAGUCAGGCAUCUGCCUGCUUGCGAUGAACUCAGUCAGCAUGCUUCAGAAUAUACUGAGAGAGGAGAUGCCAUCUUGAAGGUCUCUUGGGUUACUUCUGUGACUUACCUACAUGUUACAGCUAGAUGCUUCUCUAAACCACCGAGACAUCCAGCUGCCAAGGGGAAACAUAAAUCUUUGGGAAAAAAAUAGUUGGUCUUCUGGAAAAUAACUGUAGGUAGAAUUUGUUACACAUUCUCUGUUAUCCUCUAUAUUAUUUUGUUGUGUUUUUAUUAUCUGGUUGGCAGGAGACUGGGAUAAGAUGAUCCUGUUAUCUCAGUGCAUCUGAUUUAGGACUCCAUAGUACAUUCACAUCCUUUCAGUCUCUGGUACAACUAUAUGAUCUUGUAUGUUUGAAAGAUCUAAAAAUGUAUUAUUGUUGCUUAUUUGUCUGGCUUCCAUUCUUGUAGUUGUGUUUACCUGAUUCACAUAUGGGUUUAACCUCUAGUUUGAAGAGUUCCUGUGUCUAUUUCAGACACUUGCUAAAGUACGGAAAUCAAAAGUUACAGACCUUUGACAAUCUGAGGUGUAUUAUGCCUCAAAUUGUACUUUACCUAUGCUAAAGCAUUAGUCAUUUGCCAAGUUCCUUCAGCAUCCUCCUCACUUUUGGUGCCUGUUUGAUGAUGUCCAUAAAAGCAGCUGCACCAAUAUUAAUAAAGGAGAUAUCUAUAACACAGACACAGUCCAGGUAACUAAGCCAAAGGAGUUUUGAGCAGUUAUCUAUUUGUCCACAGCAUUUCACAUCAUAACACAUUUUGGACCAAAGGCUAUAAAGACAGUGCCUAUGAGGCGCACAGAGAAGUGUCCAAGCUAUUCUUUGGUCUGGCAUUUUCCUGCACACUGACCUGCAUCUUAUAAUGUGUACAGGCUUCAGAGAAUGGACUCAUACCAUUAACAAGCCAUGUUCCUCUUAGGCAACUUCCAUCCACAAGACAAGCAUACCAGAUGCCCAGCUUUUGCUUUCCAAACUAUGAAAGCUUUCCAGCCUCUGGAGGCAGUGCCAUCAGUGCUAGCCAUUAUACAGGAUACCAGAUAGACAGUAGGAAAUGCUAAAGAGUUCUGGUUUGAAAAUAAAAUAAUUGAAGUUAAAUAGAAAAUAGGAUAGAUUUAAAAUAUUUUGAGGUUGUUUACUGCCUAGCCUUAAUAACAACAAUGAGGAACUUCUUGCAGUGUUUUCUUAUUUCUGAUGUUCUUGCCUUUUUUUCCCCAUUACUUAACUCAAUAGUAAAGACAGCGAUUUUUUUCCCCAGUAUCUUUUGAAUAAAGUGUCUCAAACUUGCUGCAAAACCUUGGGAAGACCUGCAAAGGUUUUUACCUAAACAACUCAUAUAGCUGGGGAACGAAAUAGAAGGCCAAGUUUUAAUUACAUAGGCUUCCUGAAACCAUAAAAGCAGCAAAUUUCAAGCUGAGUGUAAAUGGCUUGGUCUGGCUUUAAUAUAAUGGUUUUAAUGUGUGUGAAAGAACAGUGUGACUGUCACCACAGAAGCAGAAGGGCAGAAGUGUCAGCAAAGUGAGAAACAAUAAGGUCAUUUGUACUCGUAGAGGGAGGGAGAGACAUGAACAAAAAGUUGUGAGCAAGAGAAUCCCUUGUAUCUCUCCCUUUUUCAUUUCUACAUCUACAAAGUGUGUGAAGAGUGCUAUUUACACCUAUAUUUUACACUUGCAUGGUGACAGUCAGCUAGAUAUGGUUGUGCUCUCUCUUGAACACUCAGUAAAUGCUCCAAUUAGCAGUGUCUCAUGUAGCAGCUAUGCCAAAUGUAGAGAAAUCAUAAUGUCCAAAAGGCACAUUCCCUUCUCCAUAAACUCGCGCAAGCCUGCCAAUGUUCAGCAGGGUGCCUCAAAUAUAGAUUCUGAAUGUUUCAAUCAUUUAUACUUGUACUAGCAGUACUGCAAAAACAGCUGUCUGCAGACCUGAAUUCAAGGGGAAGGUGUUUUGUAUGAGGAUGUCAUGUUUCUCACUGAAUUUUUAAUCCAGUUGGAUGCCACAAUCUUGUGUAGAUCUGUGAGUAUCAAACUACUUAUGGCAAAUAAAAGCACCAUGUACAGGAGCAUUACAAGGUGCUCUGCAUUUCUGCAGGCAGACCUAUGGAAGCUACUGAUACUAAGGUAGUACAGCCUGUCUGCCCAGUUGGUGAGCUGCUUAAGAACUCAGUUAUGUCACACUCUUCAUUCCCAUAUAGAAAUAAAUACAACCUCCCAUUCUGCUAA